CAUAUGCCUCCGUCAGGGGCAAAGCACAUCCUGCAGCCUGCUGCUUUGCUUAAAACCCAAACCCAAAGCCCCUGACGAGUAUCCAUCGCCACCACCAUGGCCAUGGCCUUGGCUCCGCCGCCGCUCCUCCUCCCGUUGCUCCUCCUCCCUCUUCUCUCCACCGCCGCGCCCACCACGACGCUCCCUCUAUACCGCCACCUCCCGCACGUCGCCGAGACCGCGCACCACCACCCGCUCUCCCGCCUGGCCGCCGCAUCGCUCGCCCGCGCCUCGCACCUCAGGCGCGCCCACCACAAACAGGGGCAACCUGGUACCGCCUCCGCCACCGCGCUCUACCCGCACUCGUACGGCGGCUACGCCUUCACCGCCUCCCUCGGCACGCCGCCGCAGCCGCUACCCGUCCUCCUCGACACCGGCAGCCACCUCACCUGGGUGCCCUGCACCUCCAACUACCAGUGCCGCAACUGCCCCACCGCCGCCGUCCCCACCUUCCACCCCAGGAACUCGUCCUCCUCCCGCCUCAUCGGCUGCCGCAACCCCUCCUGCCUCUGGGUCCACUCCGCCGCGCGCCUCGCCGCCGCCGGCACCAACUGCACCGCCGCCGCCGUCUGCCCGCCCUACGCCGUCGUCUACGGCUCGGGCUCCACCGCCGGCCUCCUCAUCGCCGACACGCUCCGCGCGCCUGGCCGCGCCGUCAGGAACUUCGUCGUCGGAUGCAGCCUUGUGUCCGUGCACCAGCCGCCGUCGGGCCUCGCGGGCUUCGGCCGCGGCGCGCCGUCCGUGCCCGCGCAGCUCAGGCUCAACAAGUUCUCCUACUGCCUCCUCUCCCGCCGCUUCGACGACGACGCCGCAGUCAGCGGCUCGCUGGUCCUCGGCGGCGCCAGAGCCGGCGGGAUGCAGUACGUCCCGCUGGUCAAGAGCCCGGCCGGCGACAAGCAGCCGUACGCCGUGUACUACUACCUGGCCCUGACCGGCGUGACGGUGGGCGGGAAGGCCGUGCGGCUGCCGGAGCGGGCCUUCUCCGCCAACGCCGCAGGAGCGGGAGGCGCCAUCGUGGACUCCGGCACCACGUUCACGUACCUGGACCCGACCGUGUUCCAACCGGUGGCGGAGGCCGUGAUCGCGGCGGUGGGCGGGAGGUACAAGCGGUCCAAGGAGGCGGAGGACGGGCUGGGCCUGCGCCCCUGCUUCGCGCGGCCGCAGGGCGCCAAGUCCAUGGCGCUGCCGGAGCUGUCGCUCCACUUCAAGGGCGGCGCCGAGAUGCAGCUCCCGCUGGAGAACUACUUCGUGGUUGCCGGGCGCGCUCCCGUGCCCGCUGGUCCGGGCGCCGCAGACGCCGAGGCCAUCUGCCUCGCCGUGGUCUCCGACUUGGGUGGCGCGGGAGACGACGUGGGCGGCGGCGGCCCGGCCAUUAUUCUGGGGAGCUUCCAGCAGCAGAACUACUACGUGGAGUACGACCUGGAGAAGGAGAGGCUGGGGUUCCGGCGGCAGCCGUGCGCCGCGUCGUCGUCGUGAGCCAGCGAGCUCGCGUCGUCGUCCAUGAAUUGAUUGCUUACCCCACCUCCACGUACUGUUUGUUGCUAAUGACAAAGGUGUUUGCUUUCUUUUUUUGUGUGCUCGAUCGGGUUGUCCUUCUUACUGCUAAUAAAAUUGCUGCACUUAUCGUGCGCGUGCUUGCUUACCCAUGUCACGUGAUUCAUAGCCAGUCAUACAAAGACUGCAUGCUAGUAGAGAAAAAGACGAGGAGGCAAAAGAUGGCGAUGCUUUUCCUUUUGUUUAGAGCCGGAGCUAUGGGCGGAUGCUUUGGGAAGAGGAAAGCUGCCUACUAAGCUAGCAUUAGCAUAGCAUGUGCUACCACAGUAAUCUUUGUAAUUUGCCAUUUCGAUCUACAUGCACUUGUGAUGGA
Molecule: messenger RNA, 1906 nt
Organism: Panicum virgatum (switchgrass)
Lineage: Eukaryota; Viridiplantae; Streptophyta; Magnoliopsida; Poales; Poaceae
Product: probable aspartyl protease At4g16563
Exons: 1
Coding region: 97-1515 (472 amino acids)
Biological process (GO): proteolysis
Molecular function (GO): aspartic-type endopeptidase activity
Source: RefSeq, a predicted model, not a curated record